This is a messenger RNA of Megalops cyprinoides (Indo-Pacific tarpon), 417 nucleotides long. RefSeq names its product thyrotropin subunit beta-like. The coding region runs from base 1 to 417 and encodes 138 amino acids. Gene Ontology annotation, cellular component: extracellular region; cytoplasm. The record is from RefSeq and is a predicted model, not a curated record. The transcript has 2 exons. Gene Ontology annotation, biological process: G protein-coupled receptor signaling pathway. Gene Ontology annotation, molecular function: hormone activity. NCBI's taxonomy places the organism in Eukaryota, Metazoa, Chordata, Actinopteri, Elopiformes, Megalopidae.
AUGGGCUCGACUGCACUCACCUGCUGUAUCCUCUGCCUGCUGAUGGGCCAGGCCAUCGCCAAGUGCCGCCCCCAGAACUACACCCUCUACAUGGAGCGGAAGGAGUGUGAUCACUGCAUGACCAUUAACACCACCAUCUGCAGUGGCUUCUGCUAUUCCCGAGACAGCAACAUGAGGGGACCCAUAUGGAAGCCUUACAUGAUCCAGCGGACCUGUGUGUAUCAGUCGCUGGUGUACCGUACUGCGAAGCUGCCCGGCUGUCCCAGCAAUGUCGACCCGCUUUUCUCUUACCCCGUGGCUUUGCAGUGCCACUGCAGCAGAUGCAACACCACCAGCAUCGAAUGCGUCCAGAGGGCCAGAAGAACCUCCACCAGGUGCUCCAAGUCCAUCCGCCAUGUUGGCCCCUCCCUUGGCUAG